This is a messenger RNA of Fraxinus pennsylvanica, 1164 nucleotides long. Lineage: Eukaryota; Viridiplantae; Streptophyta; Magnoliopsida; Lamiales; Oleaceae. The record is from the annotation of a GenBank genome assembly.
AUGGGUGCACUGGUGGCUGCAUCACAGCUGGCGGUUAAUGGAGCCAAGGGAAAUCUAAAUUUGAUUACACAAGCAUUGGUAGCGGUUGGAUGUAGGAUGCCAGUUAUACCUGGUCCAACCACGGUUCAUUAUCAUCUACCAAAUGGCCUCUCGGUGCGAGUCCACAGAGAAUAUAGUGAUUUUGUUGAUGAACUUGUCAGCAUAUUUCCCCAUGAAGAAAAAAGGGAUUCUCGGAUUCUAUGGAGUAUGCUGGAAGCCUACUACUUUCCACAAAAUGUGGGUGACAUAGCUCGAAAUUAUAUAAAGGAUCCUCAGUUGCUAUCCUUCAUUGAUGCAGAGUGUUUCAUUGUGAGUACAGUGAAUUCCCCGCAGACUCCAAUGAUCAAUGCAGGCAUGGUUUUGUGUGACAGACAUUUCAGGGGAAUCAACUACCCUGUCGGUGGAAUUGGAGAAAUUGCUAAGGCAUUAGCAAAAGGAUUGGUAAAUCAGGGGAGCAAGAUACUUUACAAAGCAAAUGCAACGAACAUUAUCCUCGAAAACGGAAAAGCAGUGAGUUUAAGCGCCGCUGGGGCCUCAUCGGCAGUAUUUUCCAUGACUUCUUUGAUCAUUAAAAUGGGAUACUUUUGGCAAGCUCCUGAUGAGGAAGAAAGAUUCCAAAAGGCAUAUGUUAAAGCGCCAUCUUUUCUUUCUGUUCACAUGGCGGUUAAAGCUGAUGUUUUGCCACCGGACACAGAUUGUCACCAUUUCAUCCUUGAGGAUGAUUGGAAGAAUUUAGAGAAAUCAUCUGGAAGUAUAUUCUUGAGCAUCCCAACUGUUCUUGAUUCGUUGUCCACUCCAGAGGGGAACCAUUCUCUUCACAUUUUUACAACUUCGUCCAUAGAAGAUUGGGAGGGCCUCUCUAGUAAAGAUUAUGAGGCAAAGAAGGAAAUUGUGGCAGAAAAAAUAAUUAACAGGCUUGAGAAGAAACUAUUCCCAGGGCUCAAGUCAUCCAAUGUUUUUAAGGAGAUAGGAACACCGAAGACACCCAGGCGGUACCUGGCUCAUGAUAGUGGUACCCAUGGACUAAUACCACGUCGAAUCCCGAAGGGCUUAAUAGGAAUGCCGUUCAAUACAACUGUACCUGAAUCACUUUCACAUUUGUUUCUGCUCUUACUCUUUAUAUGA